Messenger RNA from Closterium sp. Naga37s-1, 1926 nucleotides. NCBI's taxonomy places the organism in Eukaryota, Viridiplantae, Streptophyta, Zygnematophyceae, Desmidiales, Closteriaceae. The record is from the annotation of a GenBank genome assembly.
AUGCUCGAAUCCCAUAUUACGAGACCCCGCGCGGGAACCUCUCGCCACCCCGCGCGCGCUCUUCUCGCCUUCCGCGCGGUAUCCCAUCGCAUCCCAGCGCGCGCUCCUCUUACCGCCCCGCUCGGCCUCCUCUCACCAUCCCGCGCGUGCUCCUCUCGCCUCCCCUCGCGUGCUCCUCUCGCCUUCAAUGCUCGCGAAUCUCUUGCCUCCCCGCGCGGCCGCCUCUCGCCUCCCCGCGCAGCCUCCUCCCGCCAUCCCUCGCGCGCCCCUCUCGCCUCCCCGCGCGUGCUCCUCUCUUCUCACCUACUCGUUCUCCUCUCGCCUCCCCUCGUGCGCCCCUCAAGCCUCCCCGCGCGUGCUCCUCUCUCCUCACCUACUCGUUCUCCUCUCGCCUCCCCUCGCGCGCCCCUCAAGCCUCCCCGCGCGUGCUCCUCUCUCCUCACCUACUCGUUCUCCUCUCGCCUCCCCUCGCGCGCCCCUCAAGCCUCCCCGCGCGUGCUCCUCUCUCCUCACCUACUCGUUCUCCUCUCUCUUCACCUUGCAUGCCUCCCACGCCUCCCCGCGCGUGCUCCUCACUCCUCACCCUGCGUGCUCCUCUCGCCUCCCCGCGCGUGCCCCUCUCUCCUCACCUCCAAUGCUCUUCGAUCGCCAACCUUGCGCGUGCCCCUCUCUCCUCACCCUGCGUGGGCUCCCCUCUCCUCACCUUGCGUGCUCCCGUCUCCUCACCUUGCGUGCUCCCUCUCCUCACCUUGCGUGCUCCCCUCUCCUCACCUUGCGUGCUCCCCUCUCCUCACCUUGCGUGCUCCCCUCUCCUCACCUUGCGUGCUCCCCUCUCCUCACCUUGCGUGCUCCCCUCUCCUCACCUUGCGUGCUCCCCUCUCCUCACCUUGCGUGCUCCCCUCUCCUCACCUUGCGUGCUCCCCUCUCCUCACCUUGCGUGCUCCCCUCUCCUCACCUUGCGUGCUCCCUCUCCUCACCUUGCGUGCUCCCCUCUCCUCACCUUGCGUGCUCCCCUCUCCUCACCUUGCGUGCUCCCCUCUCCUCACCUUGCGUGCUCCCCUCUCCUCACCUUGCGUGCUCCCCUCUCCUCACCUUGCGUGCUCCCCUCUCCUCACCUUGCGUGCUCCCUCUCCUCACCUUGCGUGCUCCCCUCUCCUCAUCUUGCGUGCUCCCCUCUCCUCACCUUGCGUGCUCCCCUCUCCUCACCUUGCGUGCUCCCCUCUCCUCACCUUGCGUGCUCCCUCUCCUCACCUUGCGUGCUCCCCUCUCCUCACCUUGCGUGCUCCCCUCUCCUCACCUUGCGUGCUCCCCUCUCCUCACCUUGCGUGCUCCCCUCUCCUCACCUUGCGUGCUCCCUCUCCUCACCUUGCAUGCUCCCCUCUCCUCACCUUGCGUGCUCCCCUCUCCUCACCUUGCGUGCUCACCUCUCCUCACCUUGCGUGCUCCCCUCUCCUCACCUUGCGUGCUCCCCUCUCCUCACCUUGCGUGCUCCCUCUCCUCACCUUGCGUGCUCCCCUCUCCUCACCUUGCGUGCUCCCCUCUCCUCACCUUGCGUGCUCCCCUCUCCUCACCUUGCGUGCUCCCCUCUCCUCACCUUGCGUGCUCCCCUCUCCUCACCUUGCGUGCUCCCCUCUCCUCACCUUGCGUGCUCCCCUCUCCUCACCUUGCGUGCUCCCUCUCCUCACCUUGCGUGCUCCCCUCUCCUCACCUUGCGUGCUCCCCUCUCCUCACCUUGCGUGCUCCCCUCUCCUCACCUUGCGUGCUCCCCUCUCCUCACCUUGCGUGCUCCCUCUCCUCACCUUGCGUGCUCCCCUCUCCUCACCCUGCGUGGGCUCCCCUCUCCUCACCUUGCGUGCUCCCCUCUCCUCACCUUGCGUGCUCCCUCUCCUCACCUUGCGUGCUCUGGAUGAGAUGAAGGGAGGAUGA